UUUCCGGAAGUCACGCGCCACAUUUGAACGGCAUAGUUUGCAGUGAAAUUUGGCGAAAAUGGCUCUUCCUUCAGAAAAAGUUCAUGAACUCAAACAGAUUAUUCACAGUCAGGUAUCUCAAAUGAACGUGCAUUCUAGGAUCAGAGACUGUGUGGAUGAAUCGUUCCGAGGAGAGGAUGCUGAAAGCUCAGGAAUCGAUGAAGCAGGGCUUUUGAAUGCGUUGAAAGAACGAGGCAUCGUUGAUGAUGUGAUGAAUACGCUAAAAUUCGAGGGUCUUGAAAGAGAUCCGAGACGACUAAAGGAUAAAAGGAGGGUAGAUGCCUCGGACGAAGUCCCGACAAGGGUUGGUGUGGAUCCCACUAAACGUUAUCUAUACCUACAAGUGCUUGGAGGCAAAGCAUUUUUGGAACAUCUGCAGGACCCUGAACCACUGCCAGGAAAAGUCACAUCCACAUUUACCUUGCAUGUUCAUUUUAAAGGACAGCGAUUCAGGUCAAGACCUGUUCCUUGUGCCUGUGAACCAGACAUAAAUGAAGGAUUCUUGCUGGAACUGCAGAAGGAUGGUGGCAAAAUGGCUGAUGCAGCAACUCUUCUAUCAAUCUCAGAUUACAUUCAUCUAGUCCUUAUUAAAACAGAUCCUUCAGGUGACACAACACUUAUUGGUUCACAUUUCCUUCCCUGGAGGGACAUUCUGUCUGCAGCAAAUGGAAGAUUGACAUCUGCUGUGGAAAUAAAUGGUGUAGGCGCUGAAGCGAAAGUGCCAAUGGGAAUAGUAGAGAUUAAGUUUGAAAUAAUUCCAAGGUUGAGUCAGAUCUUAACAAAAGAAGUAAUCACAGCACAAGAAAACUUGGAACACUCCAGAAUAGCAGAAAGAGAGCGACUCUUCUUGGUAUAUGCAAAACAGUGGUGGAGGGAAUUUCUCCAGAUACGUGCCUCUCAUAGCAACAGACUUGUGAAGAUUUUUGCUCAAGAUGAGUGUGGCACCAAUCGUCCUGUCUGCUUAUUUGUGUGUCCUCUCCGUGCUGGGAGAUUACUUGAUAGCCCCCGGCAUGCUGCAAGAUUUGUCAGUUUAUUAGGGUAUGAACAUGCACCAUCUGUUGGUGGUGGAAAGGCAGAGAUGUGGAGCAGUUUGCAUGCAUUUCUCUGCAAAGGAAAAGGGGAUUGUGAGGAUCAUGCAGUCCUAUUGUGCAGUCUUCUUCUGGGUUUUGGUCUCAAUGCAUAUGUUUGUGUUGGCACCAAGGCAAAAGGUGCUGCCCAUACCUGGGUGAUGACAAUCAGCCCUGAGGGGGAAGUCAACUUUUGGGAGAGUUUGACAGCUCACAGGUACGCUCACCGCCCAGUAAACCCUGAUGACCCCCCAGCUCUCAAGCAGUCCCGCCCUGAUCACCCGUACAGAACCGUAGGCUGUGUGUUUAAUCAUCGGACCUUUUACGCCAACAGUCAGCCAACAGAUUCUGUUGAGGUUUGUCAAUUUGAACUUCAGAAUGAAGCACGGUGGAAGAGUAUGAGCGAGGAGGCUUUACGAUCCGUGUGUGGACCUAAAAUAUUGCCCAGCGGCCCAGUCUUCCCUCCCAUGUAUCCUUCUGGUGUGGACUCGGCCCUGGUUAGCAAUGACAUGGAACACGAGCUGAGGGGCCUAGUAACGGAUCAUAGAAGGGAUCUCGGCCUUAACACCACAUGGGAUGACGAGUUAAGCUACAUUCUUACUCCAGCUCUCGCUGCUUAUGAAUUGGAACAUAGCACGGGUGUUUCCGCCGGGAAUGAAGAAUUUCAACAAGCUAUAAGACGAGCAAUUCCUGACGGUCACACUUUCAAAGGGUUUCCCAUCCAGUUUGUGCAUCGUAACGCAAGGCGGGCAUUUGCCACAUGCCUGAGGUCACCGGUAUGUGAGGAGAUCAUUUGCUGCCGCGGUGAUCACGUGAGAUUGGCAGUUCGGGUCCGAGUGUUCACCUACCCUGAAGGCGCGUGCGCAGUAUGGAUCAUGUUCGCUGUCAGAUAUCGAUCAAUUUUGUAGAUAAAAUGAGAUUGUAAUUUAUUUUUUGAAUAAAGCACUUAGUCCUCUCUCACAAUUUAACUCUAAGCCACCCCAAGUCUUCAGAUUAAUAUUCUCUGGCUGGGCCAGCCGUGGUUAGACUGCGUGGAACGCGAGCUCAUAUCACAACUAGACAUGGAAAUUAACGAGUCUUGGUUUCGCGGGCAAUUCGUCUUACAAUUUAUUCCUUUUAUCGGAGAGAAAGAGAAAUUGACUGCUCAGCUACGGAACGUUUCUUUAUCUCAAAAACCUUACCAUUAACUUGUUGUUUAUUAUUCCCUCUGCUUUUUCUUCUGUCUACCGAAACUAACUUUGUGGACAGAGAGACGGCAAGAGAAGAGAGUGAAUCUUUGUUGACAAGUUUCUCCAUAUUUCUAUAACAGUUUUUUUCCCUGAAAAAAAUGGCAAGAAGGUCAGUUCUGAAUCUUUCAAAAGCCAUAAAACAUAUACCACUUCCAAAAAAUUUCAUAAUUUAUUUUUGUUCGGAGCGAUGUUAUGAGGCUAAAAUAAUAAAUCAAAGAAUAUAUGAGCUCAUUAUUACCUGUAACAGCCAGAUUGACUAAUAUCUAUAAGCAGAACGAAGUUGAAAUUCACAAAAACUGAAAAGUAGGUAAAACGCUUCCUGAAGUGUCACUCUGUGCUAAGAAUGAUUCCCUUUUUAAGUCCUAGUUUAGACGUCGUGCUCCUGUCGUGUCGAACCUAAUUCAGGCAAUUAAGUCCGAUAAGAGCGCGGUGGAAGCACGGCGUCUUUUUAAUUAAGUUCGGCAAAGCAAUUAAUUCCGACAAGUUCUGCCGUGCUACGCGACUCUGACACGAAAGCGCUUUGGACAUCGUGCCUCUGCCGAGCGAAACUAAAUUAAAAAAUUACGUUUAAUGUAUUUUGGCGGGAUUGUUAGUUGGUUUCAGUAAAUCCUGAAUUGCGUACGUACAACUCUAGUCCGAUGUCUAAAUUAGAGUCGUGCUUCUGCCGUGCUGUAGGCAAACCUAAUUGGAAUUAAGUUCGUCCCGGAAGAAGCAUGACGUCUCAACUGGACGUAAGUCGCUUUGUUAACUUAUGACAAGUGAAAUUGAGACAAUGACGUCAGCAGAACUUCGCCUCAAGCUGGUAAUGAGUUCCUCACAUGCGUAUUACUGGUGAACUGUAUUUAGGCAAUAUGACAUAAUAAGACUAACUGGCACCUCUGGGAGACUCCGAGAUCAAUCACGUUAUUGAUUACGAGUGACUAUACUUCAAAUUCAGUUGUUUUUGCCAUGAAAACUUGAGUAAGAUUCUGUCUGAAAGGCCGCCAACUUUGCUUGACAUGUAAUUGUGUAUUAAAUAUAAAGGGAGUGAGUUUUUUUCAAGAAGCUGUGAUGCUGCGUCGGUGGAAGUAACAAGGUAAUCUUGGUUUUAUAAAGUAAAUUGGCUACCGUAAAGAGUUUCGAAGCUGAUGUUUCGAACGUUAGCCCUUCUUCGCUCUGACGAAGGGCAUAUUCAAUA
Molecule: messenger RNA, 3512 nt
Organism: Stylophora pistillata
Lineage: Eukaryota; Metazoa; Cnidaria; Anthozoa; Scleractinia; Pocilloporidae
Product: centrosomal protein of 76 kDa
Biological process (GO): regulation of centriole replication
Cellular component (GO): centriole
Source: RefSeq, a predicted model, not a curated record